AUGAUUCCUGACACUUGGUCCAAAUGGUAUGAUAGGGACACUGGUAUUGAUUAUCUGUACGGGCUAAAAUCCAAGAAGCCCGAUACUGCGAAGCAAGACAACAAGGAUCCACUUCUGACGUUUAUCUUGACCAACAUCAGACAGACAUGGAUGCUUGAGAUCAACAAUUUGAAGGAUUUCAUAGAACUUUCAGGGAAUAAUGGAGUGGAAGUUUCUAGUGUCGAUGACCUUUACAAAACAAUGUUGUUUUUAGAUCAAAAUAUAUCCCAAUUAGACUCCAAGAUUGCUCAAGUGGGGUUCUUAUACCCAAAAAAUGGACGAUCAAUGUUUCAAUUAACCAAUAUAUCAGAGUCAAUGCCAAAGAAGGAAACCUUCAAGUGGGUUUUCCCACUAAAUCUCGUAAGCGAUGCAACUUCAUUGGCUAUUUCCCAAGGUAUUAACUUUCAAGUGUUUAAAGCGUUAUCAAUUGAAAGAUUUCAAAGAAAUUAUAUCCUACAUGAAAUAGAAAAAAAGGACAAGCUGAUUUCAAAGUUAUUGGAUUCCGUUCUGGAGACUUAUAGUUUUUCCUCUGGCAAUGGAGAAAGCUCGGCAGAGAACUCUCUUCAGGAGAAGAAUAAGAUACUGAAUAACAAGACACUGACAAAAAUAAUACCAGAGGGUCAUAGUUUAAGACAGUCAUUAUUGAAAUUUGAUCCAGCAACACUACAGGGUCAGGAUCCAUAUAAGAAUACCUGUAUCUGGGAUCUUAUAGGAGAAUUGCUAAAAGAGAGAGAUAAUUGGAGGCAUAGCAAUGAAUACAGUGUCUCAAGGACAGUAACCGAAUCAAUAGAAAAGAGAGACAAGAAUGAUAACAACAACAAUAACAGUUUCUACCAUGAAUAUAUGGAAGUGGACGAAUCUCCGAAGAAUAAGAAGCAUAUUGAAUCACAGUUUGAAAAGAACCCAAAGAAACGGAAAUUCGGUAAAGUGUCUGCUUCUGUUCCAGUGCUACAUGAAGCAAAUCAUGAUAAGGUCAAUAUGUUUGGUAAGGACAGUAAUGUAAAUGUUGAAGAUGUAAAUGCUGAAAUCUAUAAACCAAAGAGGAGAAAAUUUGGUGUCAUUAAAUCCCUCAAAAGAAAGUUGGACUCAUCUUCUGAAGUUGCCAUCAAAUCUCAAAAAUAA
This is a messenger RNA of Komagataella phaffii GS115, 1161 nucleotides long. RefSeq lists its product as hypothetical. The transcript has a single exon. The record is from RefSeq and is a predicted model, not a curated record. NCBI's taxonomy places the organism in Eukaryota, Fungi, Ascomycota, Pichiomycetes, Pichiales, Pichiaceae. Bases 1 to 1161 code for a protein of 386 amino acids.